CCCAGAGGGGCUGCGAGGCGCCGGGCUACUGAGUCUGCAGCGCGGCAGGCUCGGGCUGACUCCCAGGCGGGCGAGCCUGUGCAGACCACCAAUGCCCGCCCAAGCCAGGGCGGGCGAGGGGGUCUGGAGCCUUGGGAAAGAAGAGGGCACGGAAUGGCCUCGGGGACCUUCUGGGCUGUGCGUGGCGUGGAGCAGAGGGCGCAGAGAGGAGCAGGCGGGUGAUGGGAAGUGCAGCUGACAGCAUAACCAUGUCUGGUAAAGAGCGCCGGUUGGUAAGACCAGAAUCACUUGUAACUGCCGGGCUGCAUUCCUCUCUCCCGCUCCGAAUACUAAAGGGUUUGCGGCAGAGAACGGCUUUUCCGCUUCGCUCGGGCCGUGGGCUGCCGCCGCGCCCCCGCGCUCGGUUGGAAGCUGAGAUCUGGGGCAGCAGCCUACGCCCCACCCGCAGAGUUCAGGCUCCGGUAUUUUCGGGUUGAGAUGGAGCCUCGGUGGUCGCUCGGCUGCACCCCAGGGGCAAAAGAGCUGGGUUGCGCCGGGGCCCACAGCAGCCGGGUAGGGGAGGGUUAAGGUGGCGCUCGCCGCCACUGCCAGCUGGUGGGUCUAGUCCUCCAGCGCGGAGCGCGCGGGGCGGAAUCCCGGCCGGAGCCCUGGGCGAUGGGAGAGGGCCCGGACCCUUCCCCGCCCAGGGGCAGAACGGAUUGGGCCGGCAGGGGGCCAGCCCGGAAGCCGGCUUCCUCCAGGCUCCCCCUCUCGCUGCUGCCAAGCUGCUUCGCUGGCUGAGCGUUCGUUCUGCACUCCCUGCUCAGGAAAUGUGAGAGAUUUUCUUUGGGGGAGAAAUCGUUGGUCAAGCACCUGCCCAGUUCAGAUGCCACCCCGCUCAGAGGGAAGCCUGCAGCCUAGGGAUCCCUGAGGAAGAGCAACGUCACACCUCCUGAGGACAGCCAGGAGGACUCUGGCUUUUGAUGAGCUUUGCAUCUUGCCUCCUUCCUUCCAAAGACUCCAGACUGAAGCUCAGCUGUCCUCAAGUCCUGCGUGCCCCUGGCCAGGCACACCACUGCCCCUCCAGCCCAGCCCAGCCCUGGAGCUCACCUCCAGGACCUGGAGCCUGCCCUCCUGCCCAGAAUGACUCACCAUUAUUUCUAGCUUGAGUGAGAAGAUGUGAUGGGGAAUCAGGCUGCCUGUUUGUGUAUCUAGGAUUCCUGAAGCAUCUGAUCAGCUCUGCAAGAGAGCUUCAGAUUCCUGCAUUGCCAGCCAAGCGAGGCUGUGUCUUGGGCUCUCAGAGAGCCCUCUGGGGCUCUCUUGCAGGAGCCCAGGCCAAUGCUUCUCUGUCUCCUGGGGCCGUAAGCAGCACCCUGAGCUCCUUGCCACCAGGCAGCUGGAAGGUGUAGCAGGAGGCACUUCUCUCAAUCUCAAUUAUGACAGUGGCCACUGGAGACCCAGCAGAUGAGGCUGCUGCCCUCCCUGGGCACCCACAGGACACCUAUGACCCAGAGGCAGACCACGAGUGCUGUGAGCGGGUGGUGAUCAACAUCUCGGGGUUGCGGUUUGAGACUCAGCUAAAGACUUUAGCCCAGUUUCCAGAGACCCUCUUAGGGGACCCAAAGAAGCGGAUGAGGUAUUUUGAUCCCCUCCGAAAUGAGUACUUUUUCGAUCGGAACCGCCCUAGCUUUGAUGCCAUUUUGUACUACUACCAGUCUGGGGGCCGGUUAAGGCGUCCUGUGAAUGUGCCCUUAGAUAUAUUCUCUGAAGAAAUUCGGUUUUAUGAGUUGGGAGAAGAAGCAAUGGAGAUGUUUCGGGAGGAUGAAGGCUACAUCAAGGAAGAAGAGCGUCCUCUGCCCGAAAAUGAGUUUCAGAGACAGGUGUGGCUUCUCUUUGAAUACCCAGAGAGCUCAGGGCCUGCCAGGAUUAUAGCUAUUGUUUCUGUCAUGGUGAUCUUGAUCUCAAUCGUCAGCUUCUGCCUGGAAACACUGCCCAUAUUCCGGGAUGAGAACGAAGACAUGCAUGGUGGUGGAGUGACCUUCCACACCUAUUCCAACAGCACCAUCGGGUACCAGCAGUCGACUUCCUUCACCGACCCUUUCUUCAUUGUAGAGACCCUCUGCAUCAUCUGGUUCUCCUUCGAAUUCUUGGUGAGGUUCUUUGCCUGUCCCAGCAAAGCUGGCUUCUUCACCAACAUCAUGAACAUCAUUGACAUUGUGGCCAUCAUCCCCUACUUCAUCACCCUGGGGACAGAGCUGGCUGAGAAGCCAGAAGAUGCUCAGCAGGGCCAGCAGGCCAUGUCACUGGCCAUCCUCCGUGUCAUCCGGUUGGUAAGAGUCUUCAGGAUUUUCAAGUUGUCCAGACACUCCAAAGGUCUCCAGAUCUUAGGCCAGACCCUCAAAGCCAGUAUGAGAGAGUUGGGCCUCCUGAUAUUCUUCCUUUUCAUCGGGGUCAUCCUUUUCUCUAGUGCUGUCUAUUUUGCAGAGGCCGAUGAGCGAGAGUCCCAGUUCCCCAGCAUCCCGGACGCCUUCUGGUGGGCAGUGGUCUCCAUGACAACUGUAGGCUAUGGAGACAUGGUUCCAACUACCAUUGGGGGAAAGAUCGUGGGUUCCCUAUGUGCAAUUGCAGGUGUGUUAACCAUUGCCUUACCGGUGCCUGUCAUAGUGUCUAAUUUCAACUACUUCUACCACCGGGAGACAGAGGGAGAGGAGCAGGCCCAGUACUUGCAAGUGACGAGCUGUCCAAAGAUCCCAUCCUCUCCUGACCUAAAGAAAAGUAGAAGUGCCUCAACCAUUAGUAAGUCUGAUUACAUGGAGAUCCAGGAGGGGGUAAACAACAGUAACGAGGAUUUUAGAGAGGACAACUUGAAAACAGCCAACUGCACUUUGGCUAAUACAAACUAUGUGAAUAUUACCAAAAUGUUAACUGAUGUCUGAUUGAAACCUAUUAACAUACAGCCCAAUGGAACUAAUGCAGAUAUUGCAUAAUAGCCUGCACUGUAGUCAGUUUGUUCCACAGUGUGUAUCUGGUUCUGCAUGGAAAGCAGUAGUCAUACAAGUGACUUUUGAUCUUCUGAUUUUUUAUUUGGAACACAGAAUAUCUAUCCGUGGCUUUCAUGCAAAUCUUCAUCACUGGCUUAGGGGUUUCCAAAGAUUGGAGUCACCUAUGGAGCCAGGAUUUCACAAAGACACAUUGAGGCCACCUCAUAUCAAAUAUAUAAUCCACCACAUCGGUACCACCUUACCUUCUGAACUAAAUGCACACAGUGUCUGGGAGAUGCAACCCACACCAUCAUCCCAUUUGAGCCCACCUGCCCUUCACAGAGGGAGACCAUGGUGGCUUAGAUUUAAAGCUCUGGUAAUUAUUCAAAAGGUCAUUCCCAUUUUUGCGUUGAAAAGAACACAUAGUCCUGUAUGUUGGAAUUACUUUCUGUGUCACAGGCUGGGGUUUGUGAAUUGCAGUUGCCAAGUAGAUGCUCUGGAGGCUUGUGUUUCAUAACGGAAAAUGCUGCAUUUGGUUUUUUUCUCUGCAGUGUCGAUAUGAGGGAACCCUGGGGGAGGGACAGUUUGUAUGACCAAAUGUGGGUUGUUAAGUUUCACAUUUGCUCUCUUAGGCCUGAUGGGAGAAGCUAUCAAACCAAGGGACCUCUCAGCUUCAGAUUUCACCAUUUUCACAGGCUUCAGGGUCACAAAAACAUGACUGAUUUCUUCGUGACACUGGAGUUUGCAGAGAGAGCUGCUUUCCUAGUGCUGUGGCCCAGCUACACUGACACUGCAGUGAAACUUACCAGCGAUGCGAUAGAGCUGCAUGGGUGUUUGUUGCAUGAAUCUCAAUAUUUAAAACACAGGAGAUAGCCUAUUUUCUAAGUAGCCUACACAGUAUUCAUAUUUAGAGUAUUAAUAGCCUAGGAAUGGCAGUGAACUAAGGAUUUAUCCCCCCAGCGGAAGACAGGAGAAAAAAAUAGACUAUUUGGAAUGGGGAACCAAACCGCUGGCCCUCCAGUCCACUCCAUCCCCAUUCUUCCAAAUUGGGGCACAGACCUCUGCAAGUCAGGAGAGUGAGCAGGGGAAGCAGUGUCUAAACACCUCACAUGGCAGCACCUUAAGAAUUAACCUGGUCAUGGGCAUGACUGCACAGCUGACCAGGGUAUCUGGUCCUGAGGACAGGCAGAUCUGUGGAUCCAGUGUAUAUAAAUAUAUAUCAGUAUCUCUUUCACAAGUUCCUCUACCUUGCUAGCUAUAGAAAAAAAUGCAUUUGAACCUUGUAAAAGCUUAUGCAAUAUUUUUGACACAGGGCAAUUUAUGCAUGUGUUUACGUGCA
Manis pentadactyla (Chinese pangolin) is the source of this 4299-nucleotide messenger RNA. It is a transcript of the gene KCNA2, whose product is annotated as potassium voltage-gated channel subfamily A member 2. The transcript has 3 exons. Gene Ontology annotation, biological process: potassium ion transmembrane transport; protein homooligomerization. Gene Ontology annotation, molecular function: protein binding; delayed rectifier potassium channel activity. NCBI's taxonomy places the organism in Eukaryota, Metazoa, Chordata, Mammalia, Pholidota, Manidae. Gene Ontology annotation, cellular component: dendrite; voltage-gated potassium channel complex; membrane. The record is from RefSeq and is a predicted model, not a curated record. The coding region runs from base 1416 to 2915 and encodes 499 amino acids.